CGUCGUUAUGUCAUUACGACAGAUGUCGGUCGAGCAGCCCUUACAAGGUACAAAUGCAUCGACUUCUCCGACUCCAUACUGCGAAUUUAUUGCCAUAUGGCGCCAUCGAAAUCUGAGCUCGGACAGCAGAGACGAAUGUGGAUCAGGCAAAAGACGUUCCGGCAGAGAAAUAUGACCCGGGGCCAAAAGUGGCUCGAUUCAGUCCUUGAAGACAGCCGCUUCAAGCCGAAACGUCACUCGGUCAUCCCGACAGCCCAAGAAGAUGUGCUCGGUACUCUUAUAGACGAUAUUUUCCACAGAGUGCCCUAUGAGGUGCUUCCCUACAAAUCAAGGAACAGCAAGCCUAUCACAAUAGUCACGGAAAAACUUUGCUACUUCGAAUCCCUUUACCGGAAGACAAAUCAGGAGGCUCACGCUUAUUUUACAAACAGGUUGGAUGAAGCUUCAUUUACCAAUUUCCAGAAACAGCACGGACCCCAGCUGGUGGAGAUUCUCAGAAAGAACCAUCUCAGAGGCAAAGACGGAUGGCUUUGUGAGAGCGAGGUCUUCACGUGUCUGCAGCUUCUUCUCGAGACUGUUCCAAAGGAGUGCAUCAUGGCCCCAGAUGAGGCCGUCAUUCCAGCCAUUGAAGGGGAGCCCUUACAGCUAUUCGACCACAAAUUUCUGGCGCAGGUCCAGCAGGAAAAGCCUAGGUGUAUACUCCUCCCCUGGAACGCUGGACAUCACUGGGUUCUUUUUCUGAUUCACCUGAGCGGGAAGGGUCUUUUCAUAAUUGACACGGUUCCUCGAAGUAAUAGCGAAAAGUUUGCGGUCGAGUGGGCUACGCACUUCAUGCCUGUCUGGAACACGACUGGUUUAGGCGACAUAAACUCAUGGGCACUCUGCAAAAUUGGGAAGCAAGAUGACGACUGGAGCUGUGGCUACUGGAUGCUGGAGGUUGUGCGCCGGAUCUGUUUUCAAAAAGGCCUACUCGAGCAGAGCUGCGAGGCCCCUACGGCGCUAAUCAGUGCUGGAGGCCCCAAGGGUGUCGAUCCACUCCUCGAUUUCAUUCGUUCGGCUAUCAAUAUCAACAUCACGGAGGACCAUCUCGACAAAAGCAUUCUGCCUGAAGGCCAUCGAUCACAGAAUACUGACAACAUAGAUUACAAGCACAGAUGA
Microdochium trichocladiopsis is the source of this 1158-nucleotide messenger RNA. RefSeq lists its product as uncharacterized. The annotation marks the transcript as partial. The record is from RefSeq and is a predicted model, not a curated record. Lineage: Eukaryota; Fungi; Ascomycota; Sordariomycetes; Xylariales; Microdochiaceae. The transcript has a single exon.